Molecule: messenger RNA, 396 nt
Organism: Aethalodelphis obliquidens (Pacific white-sided dolphin)
Lineage: Eukaryota; Metazoa; Chordata; Mammalia; Artiodactyla; Delphinidae
Gene: ALKAL1
Product: ALK and LTK ligand 1
Exons: 5
Coding region: 1-396 (131 amino acids)
Biological process (GO): positive regulation of ERK1 and ERK2 cascade; positive regulation of ERK5 cascade
Molecular function (GO): receptor tyrosine kinase binding; receptor signaling protein tyrosine kinase activator activity
Source: RefSeq, a predicted model, not a curated record
AUGCGACCGGCGAGGCUAAGCGCCCGGCUGCCCGCGCUGCUGCUGCUGGCGCUGGUCCUGUCGCCGCGCGGGACCCAGGGGAGGCCCGGGGGCCGCAGGGGCGCGCGCGUCGCGGGCGAGGAGCCGAAGCCCCGGCUGUCCCUCCCCGCGGCCUCCCGGAGCGCAGGUAAGCAGCCCCGCGGGAGCAGGCAGUCAGAAAUAUUCCCAAGAGAUUUGAACUUAAAAGACAAAUUCAUAAAGCAUUUCACAGGGCCGGUCACGUUUUCAGCCGAGUGUAGCAAACAUUUCCACAGGCUCUACCACAACACCAGGGAUUGCUCAAUGCCAGCUUAUUACAAAAGAUGUGCUAGAUUGCUCAAAAGAUUAGCAGUGAGUCCUCUGUGCUCACAGGCAUAG